Molecule: messenger RNA, 774 nt
Organism: Dermacentor silvarum
Lineage: Eukaryota; Metazoa; Arthropoda; Arachnida; Ixodida; Ixodidae
Product: ATP synthase subunit s, mitochondrial
Exons: 4
Coding region: 46-669 (207 amino acids)
Source: RefSeq, a predicted model, not a curated record
CAAACUACCUAAACCUGAUCUCCACUAGAGGUCAGUGUUACAAACAUGGCCGCGCUAACAAAUAUUGCGCAGGUUGCGCAACGACUGCCAUUUGCAAGAGAAGCGGCACACUCCCAAAAACGACUGUUCUGGCAGUGGCUGAAUGCUGUAUUCAACAGAUAUGACCAAGACCGUAUCAAGGAGAUCGGGCCGGACAGAGCGGCAGCAGAGUGGCUCAUACGAAGCGGAGCCUCUGUCAGAUGGAGCGGAGCUAUCAAGUUUCACACCGACUAUAACACACUGCCGACCACGAGCUCAAGCGCUUACAAGAUAGAAGAAAUCGACGCGACCGACUCGUCAAUUAUGGAGAUAGGCUUUCCUUACCUGAAGGAACUGACUCACCUGAAAUCAAUCAACUUGACGCGCUGCAACUUUCUCGGAGAUAAGGCGUUGCAAAUGUUGCAACUUCGCAAGGAUAGUCUAGAGAAAGUGCACGUCAUCAGCUGCGGAAACGUGACAGACGCUGGAGUGAAGUCGCUGUCAGAGCUCGCGAAGUUGCAUUAUCUAGAACUCUUCGACCUACCUGGAGUUCGCGACCGUGAAGGGGUUCUCCAACACUUCAGCCAACUGCUUCCGACCUGCAAGGUUGACUACCCCGAAGUGAACGAAACCACUAAGCCAAAAAAGUGAUCACGUGGAUGCGCUGUGCAGCUCAUCCCGUUUCCGAAACAGAGUAGAUACUUGCAAUGAGUUUAUUCACAUAUUUACAACGGAAAAUAAAUAAAUGUCACUCAA